Lytechinus variegatus (green sea urchin) is the source of this 2461-nucleotide messenger RNA. Its product is annotated as E3 ubiquitin/ISG15 ligase TRIM25-like. Lineage: Eukaryota; Metazoa; Echinodermata; Echinoidea; Temnopleuroida; Toxopneustidae. Gene Ontology annotation, molecular function: ubiquitin-protein transferase activity; zinc ion binding. The record is from RefSeq and is a predicted model, not a curated record. Gene Ontology annotation, biological process: positive regulation of DNA-templated transcription. The transcript is spliced from 2 exons. Bases 328 to 2187 code for a protein of 619 amino acids. Gene Ontology annotation, cellular component: chromatin; nucleoplasm.
AGUCAGUGUUGACAACUUUCAUGAAACACCCCUAGAAAUGACAAAUUUUCUUGCUUUUAUUUCACUGACUUCCGCGUUCAGGAAGGACAAUUCAUCAGCAGUACACUUUAGCAAACUAUUGCGCAAACUCUGAAAGUGGGUGUGUACCGUUGCAUUGCACCAUGUGACAAAGAAGUGACAUGCACUUGAUCAUUGCCUCGUGUCUUACUAGUAAUUGAAAUAUUAGCAUACACCCUACCUGCUCUAUAGCAUAUAGAGUAUUUCCUACGAGGUUACUUGUACAGAACGUGUGCAUAUUCCGAGAAGAUUUGAGGUUGGUUCUCCAAAAUGGCUGCUGAACUAAAGAAGGUGGUAAAUCAGAACCUUGAGUGCCCCGUCUGCCUGAAUAUUUUUAACGAACCAAAGAUCUUGAGCUGCUCCCAUACCUUCUGCAAGGGCUGUUUGGAUUCUUUGCUCGGUUACCUCCCGGAAGAACUAAAACUAUUAUGUCCAGUUUGUCGGAAGGAAACCGUGGUUCCUGAUGGAGAAGUGAGUAACUUACAAACAAACCUAACUGUGAGGGCGCUGGUCGAAGAUGUCCAAACCCAGGUACAGAUGUGCUCCAACUGCGAUCAGGAGGAUGCGGCUCCAGCUGCAGUAUAUUGCAAAGAUUGCAGUGACUACCUUUGCGAAUCCUGCCACAAGAUGCACUCAAAGUGGGCCAAGUUCUCAAGUCAUUCAAUCGCAGCUGCCAAAGAUGUCAGCACUGGAAAGGUUACUUUGAAGAGGCGGGGGCAGUGUCAGAAACAUCCCGGUGAGGAGGAGGGAUGCUUUUGCCUCGAUUGUAAUGGGUAUGUCUGCUUCAGAUGUAGCGUCCUAGAUCACACGCAAGAAGGACAUAAGGUCUUGGAAGCAGUAGCUUAUGAAAAGGAGCACAAGAGGAAGAUUGAAGAGAUGGAAGCAAAAGCAGCGUCAAAGAUCUGCGAUGUCAAGAAAUAUGUUGCAUCCGUUACAAAACAGCGGCAAAGAUUGCAUAAUGUACAAGAAAAUAUCUGUCACGAUAUUGACGAAGCAUAUGAAGAAACUGCCAGAAAAUUGGCCGAAAGGAAAGAAAUAUUGAAGGGUAUUGUCGAAAAACGAAUAAAGAAAUUCGACAGCUCGUUGGAGGAGAUGGAAUGGCAAGGCGAUCAGCAGAUAGCCCAAAUAGAUGCAGUGUGUAGAUUGGUAAAGAAUGGUUUGAAGGUUCCUGUGCAAAAAGAAGCUCUUAGAACGCACAACACGCUCUUCAAGGAGAUGGAACAGCUGCUAACACGAGUAGACCCUGAUGAGCAGAAGCCAAAACGAACUGCCGAUGAAGGAGAACAGCUUCGUUUUAUUCGGAGUCAAAGAGGAAUAGAGAUAGGCCAAGUCCAAGGGGAUUCCAAUUGGAUCCUGCACAUGGAAAGUCAGCUCCCUUUGAAGAACAGCAUGCGUGGGAUGACAGUAUCGCCUGCCAAUACUGUCGACAUCGGCUGCUGGACUGGAGGAAUUGUGACCUUCUCGACCGCUGGCAUCCUUCAAGAGAUAGUACUAAAAGAUGUCGAAGUGUGUGCCUUGCAGUUCACAUCUGAUGGUGGAUACGUCAUACGUGACUUCAGCAAUAACAUUUCCCUCUACACACUGCAUUGUUGCAAGAAGCUCAGAGUUCAUUUCGAAACGCUGAGUGACGAGGAAGGCGGUCCAGGAGAUCUCACAGUUGACAAGGAUGGCAACAUCCUCUCAAGCUACAGGACGACCAAGGCUAUCCAGGUCUUCGGGCCAUCGGGUGGGAAGCCAAUCAGGGAGAUCCAGUGUCAAGGAUUCGAGCCACAGCAGAUAUUUGCAAUGAGUUCCAGGAAUGCGAUUUUGGUGAAGAGUGAUGGGCACACUGUACGAAUUCUUGAUGGUCAUUCUGGUGCAACCUUGGACAGUAUCACCAACGAAGGGGUGGAUGCAUAUCCUGCCGUUUGCAAGGAUGGCACGGUCAUCAUCGCCUGGGUGACUUACGAAGAGGGACGAGUUAGCAUUGUCCAAUACACAGGAGAACUGAAGGUCAUCCAGAAGAUCAUAACGAACUUCAAGAUCACAAAGCCAUCUCGUCCGUGGUACUACCUACAGGAGUUCAAGACUGGAGAGAUUGCCUUCUGCACUCCUGGAAAAUUAUAUAUCUUUCGUGAGACCAAGGACUAAUACAUAAGAUGUUAUAGCCUGUGCACUUUGCCCCCUAAAAAAGUCCUUGUGGUUAAUGCAACCUUGUGUCUACAUUGAAAAACAUGGUGUUUCACCGUUAUCAAACCACCCCUACCCCCUCCGGACCCCUUCAAGCUUUCACGCCAUUUCACCGACUUAUUACUUUCAAAUAACUAGAGGCAACUGCUCUCAACCAAAAAAUAUCUUAUUUGAGAAGAUUUUUUUAGAAAUUAUCCAUGCCAACUUGCCAAAAGAUUGGUUGUUAUAUGUUACG